Messenger RNA from Symphalangus syndactylus (siamang), 948 nucleotides. RefSeq names its product olfactory receptor family 2 subfamily I member 1 (gene OR2I1). Gene Ontology annotation, biological process: G protein-coupled receptor signaling pathway. Gene Ontology annotation, molecular function: G protein-coupled receptor activity; olfactory receptor activity. The record is from RefSeq and is a predicted model, not a curated record. Lineage: Eukaryota; Metazoa; Chordata; Mammalia; Primates; Hylobatidae. Gene Ontology annotation, cellular component: membrane.
AUGCUUGCAAAUCAAGCAAGCACAGAGGAGCGCUUUCUCCUGCUGGGUUUCUCCGACUGGCCUUCCCUGCAGCCGGUCCUCUUCGCCCUAGUCCUCCUGUGCUACCUCCUGACCUUGACUGGCAACUCGGCGCUGGAGUUGCUGGCGGUGCGCGACCCGCGCCUGCACACGCCCAUGUACUACUUCCUCUGCCACCUGGCCUUGGUAGAUGCGGGCUUCACCACCAGAAUGGUGCCGCCGCUGCUGGCCAACCUGCGCGGACCAGCGCUCUGGCUGCCGCGCAGCCACUGCAGCCAGCUGUGCGCAUCGCUGGCUCUGGGUUCGGCCGAGUGCGUCCUCCCGGCGGUGAUGGCUCUGGACCGCGCGGCCGCAGUGUGCCGCCCGCUGCGCUACGCGGGGCUCACCUCCCCGCGCCUAUGUCGCGCGCUGGCCAGCGCUUCCUGGCUAGGCGGCCUCACCAACUCCGUUGCGCAAACCGCGCUCCUGGCUGAGCGGCCGCUGUGCGCGCCCCGCCUGCUGGACCACUUCAUCUGUGAGCUGCCAGCGUUGCUCAAGGUGGCCUGCGGAGACGACGGAGACACUACCGAGAACCAGAUGUUCGUCGCCCGCGUGGUCAUCCUGCUGCUGCCGUUUGCCGUCAUCCUGGCCUCCUACAGUGCCGUGGCCGGAGCUGUCUGCUGCAUGCGGUUCAGCGGAGGCCGGAAGAGGGCGGUGGGCACGUGUGGGUCCCACCUGACAGCCGUCUGCCUGUUCUACGGCUCGGCCAUCUACACCUACCUGCAGCCCGCUCAGCGCUACAACCAGGCGCGGGGCAAGUUCGUAUCGCUUUUCUACACCAUGGUCACACCUGCUCUCAACCCGCUCACCUACACCCUCAGGAAUAAGGAAGUGAAGGGGGCAGCGAGGAGGCUGCUGCGGAGUCUGGGGAGAGGCCAGGCUGGGCAGUGA